Molecule: messenger RNA, 2571 nt
Organism: Spizellomyces punctatus DAOM BR117
Lineage: Eukaryota; Fungi; Chytridiomycota; Chytridiomycetes; Spizellomycetales; Spizellomycetaceae
Exons: 3
Coding region: 994-2103 (369 amino acids)
Biological process (GO): negative regulation of delayed rectifier potassium channel activity; neuronal action potential
Cellular component (GO): membrane; synapse; axon initial segment
Molecular function (GO): transmembrane transporter binding
Source: RefSeq, a predicted model, not a curated record
CUUUCGCCCAACCAAUCUGCACAUUUCAACACUUUACGCAAUGUUUACUGAAACGAAUUCCAGACCUCAUCAGCAAGUCAGAACUUACCAUUGGUGUUUCCAACGCUGUGUCGACAGUACGGCCAAGUUGCUAUCUUGUUAACCAGGAGCUAGGACCUGUUCUCCGCAAAUGCAAUCUCCACCCCCCCGUGCCUUGGCUUCUCAAGAGAGCCCCAGUCUUCAGUGCUUGCCUCCAGAGACCUUGGCCGCAAUCGUCCUACCGCGAAGCGAUCAGCUAUGUCCAGACUUUGCAACUAUUGCCCGUGUUCGCGCCGUUUGUCGUUCACUGAAUGAAAAGCUCCCUUUGUCUCUUCUUGUGGGCGCUUUUGUUCGGUGCAUUUCCUAUGUUAUCUCAGAUGCUGGUCGUGAGAAAUGGCGUUCGAGCGCUGGCCGUAAAGAGUGGCGCCAGUGGCUGAUUUCGCGUGGAAUCCCCUUCUCCCAAUAUGAAGAAGACGUGGACAAUGAUUCCGAACCGGAAAUAUAUUACGAGGAUUGGCCUGAGUCACCAAGGGACGUUAUCGAAGAAAAGUUGCGUUGCGCAUUUCGAACCGUUCUGGUAGAUAUCCUUUUCGAGCUGCGUAAGGCGGGUCUGUGGCGGAUUCAGUCGUGUACAUAUGGGGGGUUUUCCGUGAAUCCAACCUUUACUCUCAGCGCCGGUGCAGAGAGUGGGUGUCUAGAGCUGGUGAAGGUGCGGAAAAUCAAUGAAUUCGCGCUCAUGUUUGCAUUUCACCAUGAAAUUUCGUCAUCGCAGAAUUUACAUCAAGAUCUCCUCGAUCUCGGCUGCUUUUCCAUAUAUUCGCGCUAUAAUAUACGCAGUUACUGUGACUGUUUGAACGCAGCUCUUGGAGCAGGGCAUAUGGAAAUAGCAGAAUAUUUCUUUCAGCACGUGCAGGAAAACUCUACUCGUACGAAGCGUGAGGAUUUUAUGUUUUUAAGGACAACUACUGUGCGGCUAUGGAGAACGCUGCCCGGUUAGGCUGGCACGACUUUUUGCGCUUCUGUAGCAAGCAGGGCUUCUCCCUUGAUGUGUGCAAAUUCGACAAUGACAAGCAUGGUGGUGCAUUAUAUGUCGCCGCUGUUACCGGACGCUACGAUACUGUAAAAUUUAUCUUUGAUCAAAACGUAUCCGUGGUGGAUCCCAAUCAUGCUUUAGCCGGAGCUGCCGUGGGCCGUUCACUCGAGAUUGCGAAAUUCGCGAUAGAACAUGGUGCUCAGGUUGAUAGUUUUCUCGACAUUGAUCAUAUGUAUUGUCGGUCGCCGUUGCAGCUUGCAGCGCGAUAUAGCCAUAUUAGGCUUGUUGAGGCUCUGAUCGAGAAAUGGGGAGCGGACGUGCAUCUUGGACCAGGUCCGCCUCUACGUCAUAUGGAAAUGACCAACUGGACGGAUCAGGCGCUAGUAGAAGCGGCGAUGCAUGGGCAUGGGGUGGUUACCACUUACCUGCUGGAGAAGGGUGCCGUAGUCAACCGUUCCUAUGCAGGACAUGUUGCAUUUCAUACAUUCUCAUCUGAAAGGGAGCCCAAGCUUACGGCUUUGGCAGGGGCGGCGGAAGCUGGGCAUACUGAUGUUAUACGAAUACUUCUUGCAGCUGGGGUGCGCGUCGACGAGUAUAAUGAAUGGGCGCUUCGUGAAGCUGCGCGGUGCGGUCGGGCUGAAGCAGUUUCUAUAUUGCUGGAUGCUGGCGCAGAUGUCGAGCCGACAACAAUUCCACAGCACAAACCGUUGACUCUUGCAUGUACCUCAGCGAACAUUGAGGUCGUCUGUAGCAUCAGACAGCGGGGUGCAAAAGUGACGUAUGCAAGUCUUGGGAUGGCGAUAAGGGGGGGGAGGGAAGUCGUGGAAGCAUUGCUCAACUCUGGUGAUCACCCUUUCUUUAUGUCUGAAUUGUACCGCGAACCUUUGAAUGAAGACAUUAAGCAAGGCCCUAUGUUCCUUAUUCCGGAAGGGUACCCUCUUCGCAAAGCUGUGUCCAGUCGUCGGCCAGACCUUUUACCGCUCUUGUUGCAUAAAUACAAAGCUGAUAUCUGUUGGAAGGGCCAUCGGCGCUGGGUCUUGCUCUGGAGUUAGCGGCCGUGAAUGAGGAUGAACCAGUGCAUGCAGAAAGCAUCAAAAUUCUUUUAGAUACUGGAGUCGAUGUCAAUAAGAAAACAAAACAAAUGACGGCCGCGGAGCUUUAAGAGGAUGACCCUAGAUUGGCCCAAAAUUUACCAAAGGACGUACUUGAACAGCUCUGUCAGCAGAUUGCAACAACCUCUCCUAGUUCCUGAAAGUGAUCAUGUGUCUGGACAGGAGAGUUACUCUAGAAUUGCACCUAGUUAUAUGAUAGUACUAUGGUAGAGUGAUCUACACUAUUGAAAGAAGGUAGAAGGAUAGAAGGAUAUUAGUUAACCGAGAUCAAUGGAUCCAGUGCUUCUACACAUUCAAAACUAGAUAUCUACGGAGGAUUGCAACUGAUAACAAUUAUACGCUAUCCAAUGUUCCAAUAAGGAUAGAACUCCAGUGUGAGAAGUACAGAGGGAAAAUGAUAUUGAGGAG